Messenger RNA from Arachis duranensis, 1030 nucleotides. Its product is annotated as FKBP12-interacting protein of 37 kDa-like. The transcript has 4 exons. The record is from RefSeq and is a predicted model, not a curated record. Lineage: Eukaryota; Viridiplantae; Streptophyta; Magnoliopsida; Fabales; Fabaceae. The coding region runs from base 202 to 483 and encodes 93 amino acids.
UUAAUACAUCCAAGAACCAUAUUCCUAUAAAAAUAAAAUAAAAUAAAAUAAUACAUGGUUAAAAGAACAGAACAGUCGCAAAAAAGAAAAAAAUUGUGGUAACUGUAUAGAGUGUUUUGCCUGUUUGGUCGCAAUCUGAUAAUUUGCAGCUUCAGCGCUUCUUCUGAUCUUCUCCUUCCUUAUCUAGGGUUUUUGAAAUCAAUGGCUUCCUCUCCUCAUUUUGAUGAUCAAGACUUCGAUUUUGAAGGCGGAUUUUCCGGAACGCGUUCUGGUGAGAAGAGGCCCUCUCCCGAUUAUGACGACGAAUAUUACGAUAAUGACCCUUUCGCACCCAAGAAGGCAAAAUCAAAGGCUGAAGAAGCUGCUUCUGGUGUAACCACUGGAAUGAUAUUGUCUCUUCGUGAGAGUCUUCAAAACUGUAAGGAUACCCUUGCCACAUGCCAAGUACGUCUUACUUUUAUGAAUUCAAUUACUCAAAGUUGAUAUUCUCUUCUUGAUCGAAGUGGACUGUAGUUUAUAAUAAUGUUGGAUUCAUUAAUGCUUCGGGAAAAUGUAGCAUAGAUAUGGGUACAUAGUAUGGUCAUUUUUGCACGAGGUAGGGUAUGUAUGUGUGUGUAUAUUAUAUAAAAUGUAAAACAGUAAACAAUAAAGUAAUUGAAGCAUAUUAUAUGCAAUUUUUAUGAUGUUGUAACUUCAAGUUUUUAUCAAAGUAUUAGGAAAGAAAGCAACAUCUUAAGAGGAAUAAGACUUGAAGAAAUGAAGUAGUGUUUUAUUUAAUUUAAAAGUAAACCAAAUAGCGUACUUGUCAAAUUUUAUGAUUUGUAAGUACUAACUUAGAUUUAGGCCUUUGGGUACAUAUGCUUGUUGUAAUGUUUGACCAACAAUUAUCAAUUAUUUGUGUGUACCUAGCAGAAAUUGGCACUGGGUACAUAGUCGUAUGAGUAGGUCAGGCAUACUAAACAUUAGGCAUUUAGGAUUACCUAGGUUUCAUUGCUUCAUGCUUCAUGGUGAAAAGGUUCACGUUUAUUAU